UCACCGCGGUGCUCGCGCGCCGCUCCCCGCCCUCGGCGCGCGCCCUGCCCGCGCCCCGUCCCCGCCGCCCGCUCCGCUCCGCGCCGGCGGGUUCCUGCUUCCGUCUCCUCCCCGCCGAGCGCCCCCGCCCUCCACGCCGCUCCCCCCGCCCGCCCCGCCGACUCCCCACGCCCGGCACCCUCGGCAGCGGCAAAGCGGGCUUCGCCAGCGGCGCCGGCACUCGGAUUCAGUGAGUUCUCUGCCAGCUACUUGAAACUGUAGAGCCAGCACUAAAAUAUGCAAGUGACUUCACUAAAAAGCUGGUCUGUGUGCUUCAGAAAUUGCUUGUACUGGAGAACAGAACUACCUAUGCUUCAAAAUGGAAGUGAGGAAGAAGAGUCCCCAAAAGUAUUAAUUUGAAUAAAAAUUAUUGUUCUUAAUUACUAAUUUCACUGACUACUGGAAUAGUGGAAUUGCAUGUUAACCUCCAACCUCCAUGAUGCAGUUGUGUUUAUUUCCUGCUCUUGUGGAGAGGAAUAUAAAUGAAGAAUGACGCAAUAUUAAUGAUUUCUAUGUACAGCCUUAUAAGAAUCUUCUUUAAGGAGUUGCAGUAAGAUAAACACUGAAAAUAAUUUUUCUCUGGUACAAUGUGGUGAAGCAGAGGAAUUGAAAUUGUCCACCUUUGUACAAGCUAAGGACUUAAAAUGUUUGUUAUUUUGUGAGCAGAAGCAGUUCUGGAGUGAAUUGAACUUCUGAAAAUGCGGCCAUGGACUGGUUCCUGGCGUUGGAUUAUGCUUAUCCUCUUUGCUUGGGGAACUUUACUCUUUUAUAUUGGUGGACACCUGGUACGAGACAGUGAGCACCCAGAUCACUCUAGUCGUGAGUUAUCCAAGAUCCUCGCUAAACUUGAACGCUUAAAGCAGCAAAAUGAAGACUUAAGGCGGAUGGCAGAAUCUCUCAGGAUACCAGAUGGUCCCAUUGAUCAGGGACCAGCUGCAGGAAAGGUACAUGCUUUAGAGGAGCAACUUCUAAAGGCCAAAGAACAAAUAGAAAACUAUAAGAAGCGGACAGGAGAUGAAGGCCUUGGAAAAGACCAUGAAAUACUGAGGAGGAGAAUUGAAAAUGGGGCUAAGGAACUUUGGUUUUUCCUCCAGAGUGAACUGAAGAAAUUGAAAAAUCUAGAAGGAAAUGAACUGCAAACACGCAUUGAUGAAUUUCUGUCUGAUUUGGGUCAUCAGGAAAGGUCAAUAAUGACCGACUUGUACUACCUCAGUCAAACAGAUGGAGCAGGAGAUUGGCGAGAAAAAGAGGCCAAAGAUCUAACAGAUUUGGUACAGAGGAGAAUAACUUAUUUACAGAACCCGAAGGAUUGCAGCAAAGCUAAGAAACUUGUGUGUAAUAUCAACAAAGGCUGUGGCUAUGGUUGUCAACUUCAUCAUGUAGUUUACUGCUUCAUGAUCGCUUACGGCACUCAGCGAACGCUUAUUUUGGAGUCCCAGAAUUGGCGCUAUGCUACCGGUGGCUGGGAGACUGUAUUUAGGCCCGUGAGCGAGACAUGUACUGACAGAUCAGGUUCCACCACUGGACACUGGUCAGGUGAGGCUAAUGAUAAGGAUGUUCAGGUGGUGGAACUUCCCAUUGUUGACAGCUUACACCCACGGCCACCUUAUUUACCCUUGGCUGUCCCUGAAGACUUGGCUGAUAGACUAAUUCGUGUACAUGGGGAUCCUGCAGUGUGGUGGGUUUCACAGUUUGUGAAAUACUUGAUUCGUCCACAGCCUUGGCUAGAAAAAGAAAUAGAGGAAGCCACAAGGAAACUUGGUUUCAAACAUCCAGUGAUCGGUGUUCACGUUCGAAGGACAGACAAAGUAGGAACAGAGGCAGCCUUUCAUCCGAUUGAAGAAUACAUGGUACAUGUUGAAGAGCGGUUUGAACUUCUCGCUCGCAGAAUGCAAGUUGAUAAAAAGAGAGUGUAUUUGGCUACAGAUGACCCUUCCUUGUUGCAAGAGGCAAAGUCUAAGUAUCCAAAUUAUGAAUUUAUCAGUGAUAACUCCAUAUCCUGGUCAGCAGGACUUCAUAACCGAUACACUGAAAACUCCCUUAGAGGUGUUAUUUUGGAUAUUCACUUUUUGUCUCAGGCAGACUUCCUGGUCUGUACGUUUUCGUCCCAGGUUUGUCGAGUUGCCUAUGAAAUUAUGCAGACGUUGCAUCCAGAUGCUUCAGCAUAUUUCCAUUCUUUGGAUGAUAUCUACUACUUUGGGGGACAGAAUGCUCACAACCAGAUUGCUAUUUAUGCUCAUCAUCCACGAACUGCUGAUGAAAUUCCCAUGGAACCUGGAGAUAUAAUUGGAGUAGCUGGAAAUCACUGGGAUGGUUAUUCAAAAGGCAUCAAUAGGAAAUUAGGAAGAACAGGCCUGUACCCAUCCUAUAAAGUUAAGGAGAAAAUUGAGACAGUCAAGUAUCCUACAUAUCCAGAGGCUGACAAGUAGAUUAAAAGGAAGACAUUCAGCAGUAAUUCUCAAUUUUGAUUGGUUCAAACCAGCCAACAACACACUAACUAAUGGUUUAUAUGGGAUUUGAAUUUGCAUUUUAACAUGGAGUUAAAAUCAAAGCCUUUGCAAUGAAACUGGAUAAGAAGCUGAGAACAAACGGAUGGGCUAUUAUCUGAACUUACUCUUAAACAUUUUUGUUAUAUGCACUCUCACACAUGCACACACAAACCCACAUAUAACAGGAAAACUGUUGUUUUAUACUUUUUGUCUCUUUUCAGGAUUUAUCCCAGUCAUUAGUCUUACGUGAGCUUUAGGCUCUUCUCUCUGCCAUUAAUUUACAAUAAUGUUCAGACUUAUAACACUGCCACAUUGUGUAAUAUGAGUGACAUGAACAUAUUUUGUAUGUGCAAAAUUUAAAACAUGGUGCCUAUAUUUGAAAAGUUUGUGACCUUUUUAGAAGAGCCAUGCCUAUUUCACAAUGGGCAAGUGUCAACUUUCAUCUGAUGUUACCGUGACCACUGAACUUGCUUCAAACAAGAUUCAGAUUUCAGACUAGAUUUCUUUACAAGUUUGGGGGUUUUUUUUAGCAAUCCAUUGAUUACUUCUCAUCAUUAAUAAAAUAAAGGAUAAAUUCGACAAUAAAAUAGUCACUGUCUGUUAGGAACUUUUGUAAACAAUGCCAUGAACAGAUUCUUUAAUAGUGAUAAUUUUUCUGGACAUUGCUUUUGAUUGAGAAAAAAACCCAAAAACAACAACCCACAAAACCCACAAAAAAGGGAAAAAGUAGCUGGAGUUUCAUUGAAUUUUAAAACACCGUGUAGUACAACAGUUGUGUAGUGGCACAGUGCUGCUCAGUUUUGUGGACAGUAGGUAACAGCAGAAUGACUUCAGUGACUAAAUUUCUUACAUUUACUCUCUAGCACUAUUUUUUUACCUUCUGUGUUUCUUGUCUGAAAUUAAUUCAGGUUUUAGAGUAUUAUAGGUGGCCUCUUAUCUUUUUGGCAUUGAGUGGAGUUACUUUGAAGUAAAAUACUUCAGGUUAUCCCAUUUAUAGAACCCGUCAAUCUGGACUACUUUAAAAAAAUCUAACAAUUUACCCCCAAAUAGUAGGUUUGAGAAAAAUAUACACAAGGAUGAAUUUUUAUGCAUGUCAUGAGGUUGUUAGUAAUUCUUAGUGUUUUGAAAUCUUUUGCUAGUCAGCUCUCUAUUAAGAAAAGAGAAAUCACAAAAUAAUUUUGCAAACAAAUUCGUAGAUUUGGCGGUUGUAUAUAUAUAUAUAUACAUAAACAAAUAUAUAUAUAUAUGAAAUAUGCAAGAUAACAAGAGAUUGUUUCCAAAUAAGAAGAACAUUAAUAACGUUUUAUAUAGGCUCUAGUGCAAUUCAGUCUGAAUUACUGGAAGUGCAGAAAAUGUUUACUGUUCAGGGACUGAGAAAAUGCCACGUGAGUAAAGAUUAAAAAAGCAUAGUUGGUUGGCCUUAACAAAGCAAAAGUAUAUUUAAUUAUAUUUAUGAAUAGAUGAAGGAUAGCAUAAACAUAAUGAAUGGAGGCACUUGACCAUGAAUAAAUGUUAGGCUGAAAAAUAAAAGGAAAUCUCUGGCAGUGUGAAGUUCAGCAGCAGGCUUCCAAUUGAAAUAGUGGUGAAACGGAACUGUAUUGGAAUGUGAAGGAAUUACAAAGUGGUACUCUGACAUUACUUGCAGGACUGAUCCUAUAGAUCCGUUCCAGUAACGUGUUCCUUAACUGGAGAACUGGUUUGUGUCUUGAAAAAGAGUAACAAAAUCUAAGCUGAAAACUUCUGUUGGAAAAAAGAUACAUUGAUCGUAGUAUUAAAUAGACAUAUCAGUGAAAAUGAGCAUAGAUGCCACAUGAGAUUUAAAGACUAAUUGAAGCAUAAUGGCAAAUGAGUAGGAGUGACCAAGAAAUGCUAAAGAUGAUGAAUUUUUGUGAUGAAAGAUGCCUAGGGUUAACUGGUGUUUCUGUAUCUUGGAACUAGAAGUGGCUUGAUGUUAUUUUCCUGUCUAAGUGAUUCUGAUAAAUUUUCCACUAACUUAGGCAAACAUGAUAUUUCAGAGGUACAAAGGUAGGGUAAAUUAUAAUUUUUUUUAAUUUUAUUUUGAAUUGUACAGAUAAAGCUAUUGCUGCUUUCUUUUUCAAUUUGAAAAAAAAUAAUCCAAACUGAUGCACAUUUCUUCCUCAACAAUUAAAUCAAUUCAUUUUAUCUUUGGGAAAACUAAUUUAAUUGUUUCUCCACAAAUACUACCUUAUCUGUUUGAUAUUUAUAGAUUUUGAAAAUGUUUUAUUUUUUAAGCUCUUUACUUAUGACUUCAGAGCUCAUAAUUUCUUGCUCAUUUUUAGAGUGUGAUUCACAAAUAAGAUUCAUAAAUAAAUGAACAUAUGAAAAUUCCUCCAGAGUCAGGUAACUCAGUUGAAAAUACUACUAAAGAAGAUAAAUAACAGAACAUCUAGGAUGAGCCCAAAGGCAAGAGCAGAUCUUCUGAGAUGGAUGGCAACGAGAGAACUGAAAACGCUGAUGUUAUAAAAUAUGUACCUAUACAGUGUGGCAAUUCCUCUGCAGACUAUAUCUGACAAAGUACUGGCAAGGUACACAUGCCUCCUUACAUAUUCUGAGUACCUAAGGAAUAAUUAGGUCAUCAUCUUUGAGAAAAUGAUCAUGAAAUGAUACAAAAUUAUAGAGUUACUGUUAAUAAUUCAGAAAUGUACUAAUGUAGAUGCUAUGAUCUUAUUCCCCUGGGUCUUAUGAUCCUCUAGUACUUCUCGGAGGAAGAAAUCUAGCAGUACGCUGCUUGCUAGAUGCAUCUGUUUCUAGAGAUUUCUUUCAGUUAAGACUACCAGUUAAUUAUGUCUUGGAAUCCUGGACAUUGGUACGCUAAAACUGAAUUUGUUUUAUAUUAAACAAAAUGAAUAUUUGAGACUUUAUUCUUGGUUACAAUGGAGUCCAGGUAACAUGUAACAUCCAUGGGUAAGUGGAAGAGAGAACCCCAGAUUUUUUAUUGUAGCUCACAGAAAAGUAAAAUAACAGGAAAUAAAAAUGUUGUCUUUAAUUCCUGAAAGAAAGCUGAAUCUUUUGAAAGUUGUGAACUCAUUAAGAUACUAGCUGGAAUACUUGCAAGGAAGCAAGUGUACAUCAUGUUUCUUCUGUUCACCUUGUAGCUGUGCAACAGUCCAGUCAUGUAAUUUUUGCCUCAUACCGAACCACCUUCUCAGACAUCCAUAAAACAAAGAGCUUUCAUACUCUCUUAACUACUGUUUAAUUAAACUUUCCUCUUUAAGAAACA
Molecule: messenger RNA, 5769 nt
Organism: Pseudopipra pipra
Lineage: Eukaryota; Metazoa; Chordata; Aves; Passeriformes; Pipridae
Gene: FUT8
Product: fucosyltransferase 8
Exons: 13
Coding region: 738-2468 (576 amino acids)
Biological process (GO): protein N-linked glycosylation
Cellular component (GO): Golgi cisterna membrane
Molecular function (GO): protein binding; glycoprotein 6-alpha-L-fucosyltransferase activity
Source: RefSeq, a predicted model, not a curated record